Molecule: messenger RNA, 429 nt
Organism: Protopolystoma xenopodis
Lineage: Eukaryota; Metazoa; Platyhelminthes; Monogenea; Polystomatidea; Polystomatidae
Source: the annotation of a GenBank genome assembly
AUGCUCACGGCCUCACUCACCACCUCAGCGCGCCUGGAAGGUCAGCCCAGUCGGGCGCUCCUCGGGCAGGUGGUCAACUUAGCAACCCAUCAUGGCCCUCUAACGUCAAGCCAUCACAACCGGGCUUCCGCCAAGUUACGAGCUGGGCAGAUGAGCCCUCGGGGUCUACUGGCUGGCCUUGCAUUGACGGGUCUUCUGCUGCUGCUGUUGGCCGAGUUGGCCGUCACCCCAGGCCGGGCAAGUCUGCGGCCGCCGUUGCCUGCCCGCUGGAGCCGGCUGGCCGGCAUGAUGAGGGGCAUGAAUCGUCAUGACGACCUCAUAGGGCCAGAGCGCAUGUCAAAGCUUAUCACCUGCUUCCUUGCCUGUCAAUCCUGCUUCGACAAAGAAGUAUGUGGCAGGGUUUUGCCCUUUUCCACAAAUGACAGUUAA